Molecule: messenger RNA, 349 nt
Organism: Brassica napus (rape)
Lineage: Eukaryota; Viridiplantae; Streptophyta; Magnoliopsida; Brassicales; Brassicaceae
Exons: 1
Coding region: 52-237 (61 amino acids)
Source: RefSeq, a predicted model, not a curated record
UUCACUCUCAAGAUACUAAAGCUUAACUCAUAUCUUUAAGUGUUCAAGAAAAUGGACAAGAAAGAUAAUGGUGCUAAAUCUGGUAAUGUAGCACAAUCCGGUUGCACUGGAUCUGUUACGGGGAAUAUGGUGGCGCCAGGGACUGGAGGUGCAGUUCAGACACCUCGGGAUGCUUUUGAAGCUAACACCAAGGCUUAUUUUGACAACCUUCAUAACAAGGACAAGGCUACUAAGUGAGAAGUGUGUAGUGGUUAAAUAAGAAUAAUCAGCACCUUUGUUGUUAUGCUCCUGUGAUGUGAUUUUCCUAUUAUGAUCACAAUUUAAUUAAAUAAAAUGAGUUAUUAUUUCU